AUGGACAGCUUGAUGGACAUGUUAGCCAGAGUGGAGGUCUUCACCAUCGAUGAGAAUCUACCUGACACUAUGAAGUGGGGGAACAAGGGCAUCUUUACCGUGAAAGAAUGCUAUAAGCACAUCUGUCCUCAGAACCAGGAUAAUCUCAAUAGAAGAGGCUUUCAACUGGUCAACAGAUGCUACAUGUGUAAGGAAAGCUCAGAGAAUGUCAGUCACAUGCUCUUGCAUUGCCCAGUUGCCACUGAUCUGUGGAAUAUGUUUUUUUGUCUUUUCGGUUUGAACUGGGUCAUGCCGUCGUAUAUUAGGGAGGCAUACACAAGCUGGAGUCUUUGGGAAGUUGAUAAGGCCAUCAAGGAGAUCUGGUUAAUGAUUCCUGCAGUUAUUUUUUGGAGUUUGUGGAAUGAAAGGAACCAAAGAUGCUUUGGUGGAAUCUCAACUCCAAAUCACACUCUUAAAGCUAAUUGUUUGCUCACCCUUUUUAGCUGGGUGAAGUUAACCCCUCUGUGUCAGCUGACCAGAAUGCCCAUGCUGCUUAAUUGUAAUAUUCAGGCAACCAGAAUGGCUACUAAGACAAUGGUGCAAGAACAAGAUGGUCAUCCUGUAUGGGGUUCAUAUGCGCAGCGCCUACUAGACCCUCAAUCAGGACUAUGGAGAAACCCUAGUGGAGGUGGGCAUGAUGACAAAGCCCAUCCACCCAUUCAUCCAACUAAAUUUUCUGCUGGAGAAUCUAGGUGGAGCCAAGACCACCAUAGAGUGUAUGAGUUGGUUGUUCGCCAUUUCUUGGCCUGUGUUUCUAAACCUGCUGUUGGGGCUGAAACUACAGUUGAGAUUGAUAUUGCUGGUGAAUCCUUUUUUACAUGUGGGAGAGUGAUACUUGCAAAAAACUACCUUGACGUGUACCGAUUUGAAUCAUGGGGAGGUUCAGUGAUCCCCCCGUACACUUUUGGUCAACAGUUUAUACCAACAAGUUUGACCCUUGAUUCAGGAGUUACUAGACCUCCUCCCCUAUUAAGUGAGGCUGAUCUAUUGGGUUGUAUGGACAAGGCUGGCAUUGGAACUGAUGCAACAAUGCAUGACCAUAUAAAGAAACUACUUGAUCGAUUUUAUGCAAUUAAAGACUCGAGCACUCGGUUCUCGCCAACUAAACUAGGGGAGGCGCUAGUUAUGGGAUAUGAUGAUAUGGGUUAUGAACUAUGGAAACCAUAUCUCCGUGCUAUGAUGGAAUGUGAUAUGAAAGCUGUUAGCAUGGGAACCAAGAGAAAGACAGAGGUUCUAGAAACUUCCUUGCAGCAGAUGAAAGCUUGUUUUUUAGAUGCCAGGGCAAACAAAGGAAAACUCUUUGAAGCCAUGGCUAUCUUCUUUGAAAGAUCAAAUAGAUCCAGCGGUGGCGAGCAACAAGCAGUUGGAGAUGUCGUGCGGAGAUGUGGACUUUGUCUAGAAUCAGAUAUGGUACUCAGACAAAAACCGGAUGGUAAUUUUAUGGUUGGUUGCUUGGGUUACCCACAAUGCAGAAAUGUUGUCUGGCUACCUGGAUCUCUAUCAGAAGCUUCUGUUAUGGAGAAUACGUGCACCAGCUGCGGUCCAGGACCAGUAUACAAGAUUCAGUUUAGAUUUCGUCGGCUGGAAAUACCGCCAAAUUAUAGUGCUCAUCAUAUAGGUUGCAUUGGUGGGUGUGAUGAUAUUCUAAGGCAGCUGGUGGAAAUUUGCGGAACUGGUGCUCGCAGUAGUUCAAACACUUUCGAAAACGGAACUUCCAUUGCCGUGUUUUUUUUUUUUUUGGAAAACAGUAGGCUACCUGUGGGACCACUCUGUGCAAAGGCUGUGUUGAGUUGUCCCACAUCGCUAAUCCUUUCUAACAAUGCAGGAGAACCUUCAAUCCCUUGUAAUUCAUGUGGAGCGCCUUGCAAUUUGCGCACUGCCAAUACUGCCAACAACAGGGGAAGAAAGUUCUUUUCAUGUCAAUCACGGGAGUGCAAUUUUUUCAUUUGGGAAGAUACCCUCAAUGGAGGUGAGCGUACAAAUACUUCUGCGUCCACUAGCAGCAGAAGAGGAGGCCGUGGCCAAGGUGGUCCAAAUACCAGUGGUGUGUCAUUUGUGUCAGCAACAGGUGAACCAAUAACUGGCCGAUGUUUCAUCUGCGGUGAUCCAGGUCACUUUGCUAAUGUCUGUCCACGUCGUGGUUGAUGAAUUUGAAUUCUCUUGCAUUAAAGAUGUUUUUGCACUGAAUAGGCCAAUCUUAACUCGCAGAAUUAGAUUCAUUCUUUUUAUGGUACCAUUAUGUGUGCUUCGUCACUCUAAUUGUUGGUCUCUUCUAAGUAGGAUGUGAAUGUAACACCUCUUUUGGUGUAUAUAGCAUAGCAAUUUUAGGAAACUUUUUAACUCUGUUCAGUAGUUUCUGUAGUAUAUAUGUAUUGAGACAUUUUUUUUUUGGAGUGAAAUGUUAAGCUUUUCACAAUCUCAGAACUCCGGUUUUACAUAUGGACCUUUGCCUAUUGAA
Messenger RNA from Nicotiana attenuata, 2497 nucleotides. Its product is annotated as DNA topoisomerase 3-alpha-like. Bases 1 to 2184 code for a protein of 727 amino acids. The record is from RefSeq and is a predicted model, not a curated record. Lineage: Eukaryota; Viridiplantae; Streptophyta; Magnoliopsida; Solanales; Solanaceae. Gene Ontology annotation, molecular function: DNA topoisomerase type I (single strand cut, ATP-independent) activity; zinc ion binding; DNA binding. The transcript has 19 exons. Gene Ontology annotation, biological process: DNA topological change. Gene Ontology annotation, cellular component: nucleus.